Erythranthe guttata (spotted monkey flower) is the source of this 3166-nucleotide messenger RNA. RefSeq names its product minichromosome maintenance 8 (gene MCM8). Gene Ontology annotation, molecular function: ATP binding; single-stranded DNA helicase activity; single-stranded DNA binding. The record is from RefSeq and is a predicted model, not a curated record. Lineage: Eukaryota; Viridiplantae; Streptophyta; Magnoliopsida; Lamiales; Phrymaceae. Gene Ontology annotation, cellular component: nucleus; MCM complex.
AUGUGAAUUUGGUGCAAACUUGAGGAGCCAAAAGUGUAUUUUUCCCGAAUAAUCCAUAGGUUCGAAACAAAUAUUCAAUUUACGCCCAAUUUAGAGCCAAAUAACCCUCUUCAAAGUAAUUCCUUCCCGCCAAAAAAAAAAACCAGGGACACGAAUUUCAAUCGCCGCUGACGCAACCCCACCCACCCCUCGAUCGAGAUGUACGGACACCCGGCGGAGAUGGAGUUUAGCAGCGUAUCCAAAUCCCGAUCGACGGCGUUAAGUGAUUUAUGGCGCGUCCUGGCCUUAUACUUCCCCCAAAAUAGCGCCGGCGACUCAGAGCUCAGAUUCAAUCUCACUUCCGACCUAUUUCACAUAUUCUCCUCUCACCAAGCACGAGAAAUCGUCGAUCAGGUAAAAGAAGACGAUGGCUUAUUCUUCUUACCGAUAGACUUCCAGCAGUUCCGGAAAGUAUGUCAGUUGGAGGAUUUUUAUGUGGCACUAGAAGAAAAACCUAGAGAUGCUUUGAUGUGUAUGAGUGCUGCGGUGCACAAGGUUUUAUUUGGGAAAGAGGAAACGAUGGAAGACUGUCCAAAGAUUAAUAUUCGUCUGCACAAUUACCAAAAUUCCAUGAUUGCUUUGAAGAAUCUUAAGGCUGCUUAUAUUGACAGGCUUGUUUCGGUGAGGGGAAACGUGACGAAAGUUAGCACAGUCCGGCCUCUAGUUAUACAAAUGAGUUUUUCAUGUGCCAAAUGUGGGACGAAUAUUACCCGUGACUUUCCUGAUGGAAAAUUUUCUCCACCGACAAAAUGUGAAAUGCAAGCAUGUAAAAGCCGAAACUUCACUCCAAUCAGAUCUACUGCUCGGCCAAUAGAUUUUCAGAAGAUAAGGAUUCAGGAGCUUCUCAAAUCUGAACAUCAUGAAGAAGGGCGGGUUCCUCGGACCGUUGAUUGUGAAAUGACCGAAGAUCUAGUCGAUGCAUGCAUUCCUGGAGACGUUGUGACUGUAACUGGCAUCAUAAGAGUGAUUAACAAUUAUAUGGAUAUUGGAGGAGGAAAAUCAAAAGGCAAGAACCAAUCGCUGUAUUAUUUGUACCUAGACGUUGUUUCAAUAAUAAAUUCAAAGUCCCAGUCUGCGCCGGAGGAUAUGCAACAUACUGACUCCAAUGCUAGAGCAACAGAACAUUUAGAUUUGUACUCAUUUUCUCCAAGAGAUCUGGAAUUCAUUGUAAAGUUCUCUGAGGAACAUGGUUCUGAUGUAUUUCGACAAAUUAUGCAAUCAAUUUGUCCAUCCAUUUAUGGGCAUGAGCUUGUUAAAGCGGGAAUUACAUUAGCACUGUUUGGUGGUGUUCGGAAGCAUUCAAUGGAUCAGAACAAGGUCCCUGUCAGAGGAGACAUCCAUAUAAUUGUUGUUGGUGAUCCUGGAUUGGGUAAAAGUCAACUACUUCAAGCUGCAGCUUCUGUUUCUCCACGCGGCAUAUAUGUUUGUGGUAAUGCCACAACAAAUGCUGGCCUGACUGUUGCAGUGGUGAAAGAUCCUAUGACAAGUGACUAUGCGUUUGAGGCUGGUGCAAUGGUACUUGCAGACCGUGGACUAUGCUGCAUCGAUGAGUUCGAUAAAAUGUCAGCAGAACACCAGUCCUUACUAGAAGCAAUGGAACAACAGUGCGUUUCUGUUGCGAAGGCAGGAUUAGUAGCGAGUUUAUCUGCAAGAACAUCCGUUUUAGCUGCAGCAAACCCUGUUGGUGGUCAUUAUAACCGGGCAAAAACUGUGAAUGAGAAUCUGAAAAUGAAUGCUGCUCUUCUGUCACGAUUUGAUUUGGUUUUCAUAUUGCUUGAUAAACCCGAUGAGUUGCUGGAUAAGAGACUUUCAGAGCACAUAAUGUCACUUCAUGCUGGCAGCGGGCAGCCAUCACCUGGAAAGAGAUUAUGUAGAGGUGACAUUUUAACCUCCGAUAAUUUAUUUACCAUAGGAUUGUUUGACAGAUUAAAUUUGCUACUUGCAGAAUCACGAGAUACUAGAGAUGUGGAUAUGAAUGUAAGAAGUGAUUCACUAGUUGCAAAGUUAAGACUUGACCCUAAGAAAGACAGUGACUUUGUUCCACUGCCUGCUCCUCUUCUGCGUAAAUACAUUGCUUAUGCAAGAACUUAUGUAUUUCCAAGGAUGACAAAACCAGCUGCAGAAAUCUUGCAAAAGUUUUAUUUACGUCUAAGAGACCAUAAUACUUCUGCGGAUAGUACUCCAAUAACAGCAAGGCAGUUAGAAAGUUUGGUAAGGCUGGCUGGAGCUCGAGCUAGGGUGGACUUAAGGGAGGAAAUAAGCACCCAAGACGCUUUGGAUGUUGUUGAAAUAAUGAAAGAGUCUUUGUAUGACAAAUAUGUCGAUGAGAAUGGCCUUGUUGAUUUUGGACGGAGUGGUGGAAUGAGCCAGCAGAAAGAAGCCAAGCGAUUCUUAAGUGCUUUAAAUAAGCAAUCCGAAUUGCUGCAAAAAGAUUGCUUCUCUAUAUCUGAAAUAUACAGUUUGGCAGAUAGGAUCAGUUUAAGGGUUCCAGACAUCGACACCUUCGUAGAUAAUUUGAACAGCGUCGGCUAUCUUCUAAAGAAAGGCCCAAAGACAUAUCAGGUGUUAUCAUCAUCUUAUUCUCGCAGUCAGUCAUCAAGGUCAAGAUGAUAUUUUUUGCAGCUCCACAUAACAGGCUAAAUCCUGAAGUCAAUAUCCCCACGUUUCAUUUCACUCCGUACAAAUUCUUUUUUUCAAGUGAGUGUUUUUAUUCAUCUUAAACUAUUGUUUUAUCGUUGAUUAACUCACGCCUCGGUAUUAAAAUCAUAUAUGCUGAGCAUCAUUAGUUACAUCAGAAAAAAAAAAUUGAAUUCUGUCUCAAUUUUAAUCCUUUGCUGUGUAAUUUUGCACAAGAGUACUUUUGGAUGGGUGUUCCUCAGGUAAUUUCACACUCGAACAACAUCUAAGCAUCCUAGGAUAAUAUCCUAGGAUUUUUUGGCCAACCAAAAUUUAAUUACUAUGGAACUGAAGAAUGCAACAUAGCCAACCCUGUCAAAUAAAUGCACAGUAUUUAUGUAUAUCAUCUUUAUCUGGUCACUACAGAUUUGGUGGCAGAACACUCCACAGAUCAAAGGCUCAAAAACUACAAAUGAUACAUACAAUCAUACAACAAUGGCUUGACUUCAAA